Molecule: messenger RNA, 2116 nt
Organism: Sitodiplosis mosellana (orange wheat blossom midge)
Lineage: Eukaryota; Metazoa; Arthropoda; Insecta; Diptera; Cecidomyiidae
Product: zinc finger protein 502-like
Exons: 7
Coding region: 158-2020 (620 amino acids)
Biological process (GO): regulation of transcription by RNA polymerase II
Cellular component (GO): nucleus
Molecular function (GO): DNA-binding transcription factor activity, RNA polymerase II-specific; zinc ion binding; RNA polymerase II transcription regulatory region sequence-specific DNA binding
Source: RefSeq, a predicted model, not a curated record
AGUUUGUUGUCAAAUAAAACGCACGCACACACAGACACACUGAGUACAUAUUGAUUCAAAUCGUAAUUUUUGGGCUAAGGAGAUACGAUUUUUAUUGGGCUAUCGAGUCAAUUGCAUACACAUUGAAUUGGCAUUGUUUAUAUUUUGAUGUUGGAAAAUGGACAUUUUUUGCAUUUGUCGAAUUUGUUUAAUCGAACCGAAUACCAAUUUAAUAUCAAUAUAUUCAAACAUAAUACCGAACCAGCGUGACGACACAAAUAUUGUGACAAAAUCCAAUCAAAUACAAAUAUCCAGCAUACUUGAUGCACUGACCGAAAAUAAAUAUGUUUGUAUACAAUUUGUCAACAAUUCAAAUGAUUUUCCUUACCCAGAUAGAAUAUGUGAGCAGUGCUUGAAUGAUCUGAAAGCAACAUUUGAGUUUAAGUGUCGAUGUGAGAUUGCAUGCGAACAACUGAUGAGACUUAACGCUGUCAGCAAUGGACUUGAUGAACAAAAUAUCGAACUUCAGCCACCGUUAGAUAAUCAAAAACCGAUUUUCGUCGAGACAACAUUUGCUUGUGCAGUAGAAAUCAUUGAUAAUGAGCCGUUGGAAAACAUUAGCAUUUCAAAAGUUGAGCUCGAAGAGAAAACAGAUGAUAGCAAAGAUGUAAUCUCUGAAACCAAAUCAAACAGCUAUCAGUGUGAUGAUUGUGAUAAAGCUUUUACACGGAAAUCACAUCUCAUUCGUCACAUGACCGUACACACAGACGAGCGUGCCUUUGCGUGCACUAGUUGUGAUAAGAAAUUCCGACGAGCUGAUCAUUUGAAAAUUCACGAAAACAAACAUGCAAAACCACGGAAUUUACACUUUCGCCGGCAUAUUUCAAGUCAUCAUACGAAGAAAACUUCGUCAUUUGCAUGCACAGAAGGAAUGAUUGAAAAUGACGCAUUUGGAAAUUUUCCCAUUUCAAAGGUUGAGCUCGGGGAGAAAACCGAUGAAAUAACCGAAGAAAAGACAGAAAACAUAAAUAAAGUUAAAAAUGAAAUCUCUGAAAUCCAAACAAAAAGUUAUCAGUGUGACAAUUGUGAUAGAAUAUUUUCACGGAAAACACAUCUCCGACGCCACAUGACCAUACACACAGACGAGCGUGCAUUUGCGUGCACAAGUUGUGAUAAGAAAUUCCGUCGAGCUGAUCAUUUGAAAAUUCAUCAAAACUAUCAUGCAAAAGUGAAACUGCACACAUGCCAACAAUGUCAAAGGUCGUUUGGAAGAAAGGAACAUCUUCGCCGUCAUAUUUUAAAUCGACAUACGGUGAAAACAUUUGCAUGCACCGAUUGUGAUUAUGUUGCGAAAACGGCCAAGGAGUUGAAUCAUCACCGCCGAAAAUCCCAUAGCGAAGUUUCAUUCAAAUGCAAAACUUGUGAUGGCAAAUUCACAUCGAAAUCUGAGCUCACUGAACACAUAAAAACGCAUAGCAAUGAAGAACGACCUUUCCUAUGCUCUGAGUGCGGAAUGCGAUUCAUUCGCAAUGAUUAUCUUCUUAUUCAUAUGCGACGGCACACCGGUGAAAAGCCUUAUAAAUGCCGUUUUUGUGAGAGCGCCUUUCCCAGAUCCACCGAUUUGAGAGUCCACGAAAGAUACCACACUAAUGAAAAGAAGCAUACCUGUGAUUUAUGUGGGAAAGGGUUUCAGCGUGCUUAUAACCUAACCGUGCAUAUGCGAGUCCAUACUGGAGAAAAGCCGUACCAAUGUCCACACUGUUCAAGAAGUUUCACCCAAGGCAAUGAUUUGAAAGCGCACAUUCGUCGUCACACGGGUGAACGAUUUCAAUGCGAACUUUGUCAAGCAUCGUUCAUUCAAAUUUAUCUGCUCAACAAUCACAAGAAGAAUACCCAUGGUGUUCAAAUUGAAAAAUCGAACAAAAGCCGACUUACAAAAUUUGAAUCCGUAAGCCAUGAGAUACCAGCAAUCUCUCAUACUGAAACUUUCGCGCAAAUGCCUGAAACUGCUUGUAUUCAGUACACUAUGGACGAAUGUUAGUGUGGAAUAAUUCGUGUUUUUUAUUUAGACAAUAUGAAUUCUUUACCUAUGAAUGUAAUUAAAAUUAUUUUAAAAGAAACCAACUCUCAAAAUUAA